Molecule: messenger RNA, 1608 nt
Organism: Penicillium atrosanguineum
Lineage: Eukaryota; Fungi; Ascomycota; Eurotiomycetes; Eurotiales; Aspergillaceae
Gene: acuM
Product: gluconeogenesis transcription factor RDS2
Exons: 7
Cellular component (GO): nucleus
Molecular function (GO): RNA polymerase II transcription regulatory region sequence-specific DNA binding
Source: RefSeq, a predicted model, not a curated record
GCAGCCAUUCCACCUGGUCGUACUGAUUUCACCAUGACUGAGAAGAGCGCAAGCUCCGAGAGGAGCGCCAAGUCCAAGGGAGAUGCAGGGAAGGAUGCGCGCGUAAAGGACUCACCUGCGGCCAAGUCUGAAACCUCUGGCAUCGGUCACUCCAGUCCCAAGAAGCGCCGCAAGGUCAAUCACGCUUGUGUCUACUGUCGCCGCUCGGUAAGCUUCACAUUCCAAACCCUGCGCUCAUUCAGAGAUAGCCCAGCUAGCUCAUCCAUGGGUGGUGGGGUUGGUUGCUAUUUUGAGGAACCCGCUUUCGCUAACUGGUCGUGUGGGACAGCAUAUGACUUGCGAUUCGGUACGACUUCCAACCCCUUCAAAUCAAUUCUAUUCCAUCCCACCCGUCUAUCCGUUGAACGACCUUGCACGCGAUGUAUAAAGCGCAAUAUUGGGCAUCUGUGCCAUGACGAGCCGCGGGAACCCACGAAGCGGCGCGAUCAAGAUCAAUCCGCCGCCGACGAAGAGGGCUCGUCCAAUAAUGAGCUCGUUAACGUUCAAGGUAUGCCUCGGAAUGUCGACGUCUCGGAUGCUGCCGGUCAGCAAAUCCUCCCCGACGGUACGAUCGGAAUCCCGCCUUCCUCGGUGCAGCCUGCAAACAUUCCCCCAUCGGGCCAGGGCCUCGAUGAGAAUUCUCAGCCGAUGAUGCCGUACAAUGACUGGAUGGGCGGGCAGAACCAGUUCCAAGACAUGCACUCGCUUCAUCCGUCGUACAUGUUUAAUGCCCAUGAAGUCACCAACGAGUACAACUUGCUGGGAGACUUCCUUAACAACAGUCUACUGGAUGAUGGAGCUAUGUUUCAAAAUCAAGACAUGCAGGGCAUUUACUCUAACCCCCUGGCGCCGCAAGGCGAUUCCAUUCAGCGCCCAACGUCAACGGUCGGAAAUGACAAGGCGCGCGAGACAUACUACAUGACUGCCGCCGACCCAUCGGGCUCAGACCCGCCAGAGGAACGUAUGAACAAGCUUCUCAAAGCCAAGUACGACGCUGGACUGUUGAAACCAUUCAACUAUGUCAAGGGUUACGCCAGGCUCAACCAGUAUAUGGAAAAGAACAUGCAACAACAGUCCCGCCAAAAGAUCCUCGGACAGCUGGGCAAAUUCCGACCCAAGUUUCGAGAGCGCAUGCAGAGUCUGACCGACAUCGAACUGAUCCUCGUGGAAAUGUGGUUCGAGCGAAGUCUCAUGGAAUACGAUCGCGUCUUCGCCAGUAUGGCCAUCCCAGCCUGCUGCUGGCGUCGAACAGGCGAAAUCUUCCGAGGCAACAACGAAAUGGCACAGCUAAUUGACGUUCCAAUCGAGAGCCUUCGCGACGGCAAACUCGCCAUCCACGAAAUCAUAGUCGAAGACCAACUCGUCAGCUACUGGGAGAAAUUCGGAGCUAUUGCCUUCGACAACACCCAGAAAGCCAUGCUUACCAGCUGUACUCUGAAGAGUCCCAAUCCCAACGCGGCAAGUGAGGGGAUCCAGUGCUGCUUCUCAUUUACGAUUCGACGAGAUAAUCACAACAUUCCAUCUCUUAUUGUGGGAAAUUUCCUCCCCACGCAGCGGAUUCACAAGUAA